GGGCUCGAGACUUUCCACACGGGAAGCGUGCUAUCCGCGCAUCCCGGUUCUCAUGAUCGCAGCUGAGUGAACAUAAGAGAGCCUACUCGAUAAACCCGGGAAAAUCGCUUUCUAAGGUCCCAUCAUGCCCUUCAUGUACGGACCGCAGCCUGUAAGGCGUACCGUGAAGUUUCUGGAGCAGGGCAGGCUCAUAUUCCUUGAACGAGUGAGAAUCAUGUCGUUGAAUUUCAACACCAUGGGUUUACGCCGGGAGGCUCACAAGGGAAUGGAGGAUUUCGUGUUUUGGGAUCUACCACGCAUCAUAUACAAGAACCCCGAGGUUCAGGUGACAUUAUUCAAGAAUAUGACCCCGUCACCGUUCAUACGAUUUUGGCUCGACGGCGGAAGACAGGUCAUCAUGGACACAGACAGCAAAACUAACACAGAGAUCUUGAACCAAAUUAUCAAGACUCUCGGCAAGACCGAGGAGAAACUGGCCCAGGAAGCUUUUAUGCGUGAGCAGAAGGAAACUCAGGCCAAUUUCGGGCGAAAUUUCCCCAAGUGGUGCAUCUGCGAGGUAGAAAGUCAAGUUCCGUGUCCGCGAAUCGUCGAAUUGCCGAAGAAAAUGAGAGGGAAGUAUAUCGUGCAAGAGAUAGCCUCCAAGGAAUGAUCGCGCCGAAGCAGAGCCAUGGGAAGAUUCUAGAAGGUGUAAAUAAACUUUCCUCAUCCGGAGCCUGCUCUCCUGAGAACUUU
Galendromus occidentalis (western predatory mite) is the source of this 732-nucleotide messenger RNA. It is a transcript of the gene mRpS25, whose product is annotated as mitochondrial ribosomal protein S25. The record is from RefSeq and is a predicted model, not a curated record. Gene Ontology annotation, cellular component: mitochondrion. Gene Ontology annotation, molecular function: structural constituent of ribosome. NCBI's taxonomy places the organism in Eukaryota, Metazoa, Arthropoda, Arachnida, Mesostigmata, Phytoseiidae. The transcript is spliced from 4 exons. Bases 125 to 649 code for a protein of 174 amino acids.